AUGGAGGUAAUUACUUGCUUGGACUGCAAGAAACGAACCGAUACGGUAAUUGAUUAUCGAUCUGGGGAUACAAUCUGCACAGAAUGUGGUUUAAUCCUCGAUUCCCACUAUAUUGUCGAUUCUUUUGACCGAAAUAUCUCAUAUAUGACUCCUUCUAUCAGGACCAAACACAAGGUCGGCACAAACGUUCUCAUCAAGAACCCUAACCCUAAAGACAAAGCCUCCUCCAUAAGCUUCAGGGUCUCAUCACCAUCUUGCUGCAGUCAUUAUGCUCUUCUAGAAGUAGAAGUUCAUCACACGAGGUUGAUCGAGGAGCUAGUGCUCGUGAGAUUUGAUUGUCUUGCAGUUUACUUGAGAUAG
This is a messenger RNA of Arabidopsis thaliana (thale cress), 360 nucleotides long. RefSeq names its product TFIIB zinc-binding protein. The record is from RefSeq and is marked reviewed. Lineage: Eukaryota; Viridiplantae; Streptophyta; Magnoliopsida; Brassicales; Brassicaceae. The transcript is spliced from 2 exons. Bases 1 to 360 code for a protein of 119 amino acids.